Molecule: messenger RNA, 6538 nt
Organism: Rana temporaria (common frog)
Lineage: Eukaryota; Metazoa; Chordata; Amphibia; Anura; Ranidae
Gene: CASKIN1
Product: CASK interacting protein 1
Exons: 21
Coding region: 304-4776 (1490 amino acids)
Molecular function (GO): protein binding
Source: RefSeq, a predicted model, not a curated record
ACUCAGCGCUCCUCACCCGGGCUUACCCCCCCCGUGGCCCCCCGGUUCCCCGGCCCGGCUCCCGAGGAUGAGGAUGGUGAUCGCCCCCCGGUGUGCCUGGCUCCUCCCGGCUGGAGGUGUGCUCUCCCCCCAGCAGCAGAACAUCUGACCCGGUGUCCCCAUCCAUCCAUCCGUCUCCCCGUCCUCCUCCUCCUCCUCUCCAGGGAAGGAUGUUGGGGCUGUGAGGACCAAUCGUGCUCCGCCAGGAUCUGCCCUUCCUCUCCGGUACCCAGCUUCGUCCUCCCCCCGGGCACAGCGCUGAGGAUGGGGAAGGACCAGGAGCUGCUCCAGGCUGUCAAGGCUGAGGACCUGAGUAUGGUGCAGAAGCUGCUGCAGAGACCCAAGGCGGGCAAAGCCAAGCUCCUGGGUUCUGCAAAGAGAGUGAAUGUAAAUUUUCAAGACGCGGAUGGGUUUUCGGCUCUGCACCAUGCGGCUCUUAUCGGGAACACUGAACUCAUCUCUCUUCUCCUGGAGGCCCAGGCUGCCGUGGACAUUAAAGAUAACAAAGGGAUGCGCCCUCUCCAUUAUGCGGCCUGGCAGGGCAAGAAGGAACCAAUGAAGUUAUUGCUGAAGUCAGGCUCUGCUGUGAACAUCCCGUCGGAUGAGGGACAGAUCCCUUUACACCAGGCGGCUCAGCAUGGACACUAUGAUGUGUCAGAGAUGUUACUUCAGCACCAGUCCAACCCCUGCAUCAUGGAUAUUUCCGGAAAGACCCCUCUGGACUUGGCCUGCGAGUUUGGAAGAGUUGGGGUUGUUCAGCUGUUGUUAAACAGUAACAUGUGUGCAGCAUUGCUAGAACCUAAGCCUGGAGACAGCACAGACCCCAAUGGGACCAGCCCUCUGCAUCUCGCAGCUAAGAACGGACAUAUUGAUAUCAUUAGGCUUCUGUUACAAGCUGGCAUAGACAUCAAUAGGCAAACCAAAUCUGGAACAGCCCUCCAUGAAGCAGCUCUAUGUGGAAAGACGGAGGUCGUUCGGCUUCUCUUGGAUAGCGGGAUCAAUGCUCAUGUGAGAAACACCUACAACCAAUCCGCCCUGGAUAUAGUAAAUCAAUUUACCGGAACCCAGGCCAGCAAAGAGAUCAAACACCUGCUACGAGAAGCUUCUGCAGCUCUGCAGGUCAGGGCACUGAAGGAUUACUGCAAUAAUUAUGAUUUGACCAGUCUUAAUAUCAAAAUGGGAGAUGUGAUCACGGUUUUGGAACAGCAUCCUGACGGCCGGUGGAAAGGUUGCAUCCAUGACAACCGGACGGGCAAUGACAGAGUGGGCUACUUUCCAUCCAGUCUUGUUGAGGCCAUCAGCAAACGAACAGGUUCCUGGGGCUCAUAUCACAUGGGGACCCCCAGGUUGAUGUUGCACAGGGCGACAGUGCCAAAUGGUGGCACGCACCACUCCUUCCAUUGCUUAAUGCCACCUCCACAUUCCCAUCAGAUUCUUUUCAGUUCGUUUGGUUACCAGAGAACUUGCAGCCCCACAGGGGAUCGGCUGUGUCCUCCAGGCUCUCGUGGAUCAGACUCUAGUCCAUCUCACAUGUCUCCAGGAACUACUUCUACUCCUGCUGAGGAGAUUUGGGUAUUGAGGAAACCAUUUGCAGGUGGUGAUCGAAGCAGCAUGGGCAGUACAGGAAGCGGCACCAGUGGUCGAAGUUCUGGGAGCGGUGCUAACAGUCCCCACGCUAUACCCGCUAGUGCAGAGGGGGUCAAGCUGCUCGCCACUGUUCUAUCCCAGAAGGCAUUGGGGCAGGAGCCUGGAGAUGACAGUGAGGGCCACACAGGACCUCCACGACCCCAGAGCGUAGCAAGCUGCCCCUAUAUUGAACAGACCUACGGAGACCACCUGAAGAAGAUGGAGCCUAUGACUGAAGGAAAGAGCUCUGAAGCCGUGUUCCAGUGGCUGUGCAAGUUUCAGCUCCAACUCUAUGCUCCCAAUUUUAUUAACUCUGGCUAUGAUAUUCCCACCAUCAGUCGCAUGACCCCAGAGGAUCUUACUGCUAUCGGAGUAACAAAGCCUGGACACCGGAAGAAAAUUGUCUCAGAAAUUAGUAGCCUUAACAUCGGGGAGUGGUUGCCUGACUACAAACCUGCCAACCUUUCCCUCUGGCUGUCAAUGAUCGGGUUGAAUCAGUAUUACAAAGUGCUGGUAGAAAACGGCUAUGAGAAUAUUGACUUUAUCACGGAUAUCACAUGGGAAGACUUGCAGGAGAUCGGAAUCACUAAACUGGGUCACCAAAAGAAGUUGAUGUUGGCUGUGAAGAAGCUGGCAGAGAUUCAGAGGUCAGAGUAUGGCAAAUAUGACUCGGGCAGCAUGAGAAGGAGGCCACCUCAGAAGAGCAUUGAUGCAAUGAGCAUUGAUUCGCCUCCCCCAGACAGUGGCGAGUGCCAGUCACCCAAGUUGAAAACCUUUCAAGACAGUGAACUGAGUGACGAGCUGCAAGCAGCCAUGACUAACGAUACUCCAGAUGGCUCCGAAAAGCAGAUUAACCACAUAGUGCACCAUCGAGAAGGAUCUUAUCGAGGUCCCUCAGGGGCAAGGCUUCACCAUGAAAACAGUCUGAGUGGCCGAGCUAGGCAUAUCAGCAGUUCCCAAGAACUUUUGGGAGAUGGAACAAAGGCACCCAGCUCUCCUAUGUCUAAGAGCCAGGAAUAUUUAACGGAAGAUGUGAAGAGAGAAGAAGUGGUUAGGGAAUCCAGACCGCUUAGGCAAGGACAUUCGGUGAAGAGGGCCAGCGUGCCACCUGUGCCAGGAAAACCCCGGCAGUCAUUCCCUCCUCCUGGAGGGCAGACCUACACCCCUCCUCAAACACCAACAAAAGGGACACCCUCUUCCCCACAAGCUGUUAACACCCCUCAAGCUACUGCCAAAGUCAAGCCAACACCCCAGCUUCUUCCACCAUCUGACCGGCCCAUGUCUCCUCGCUCUCUUCCUCAGUCUCCUACACACAGAGGCUUUGCUUAUGUUCUUCCACAACCCUUCGAAGGUGAAGGAGCUCCUGUUCACUUGACACAGGCAGUGCCCGUGCUACCAGUAUCAGUUCCAGUGCUAUGCCUUCCACCGGCAGGUAGUGAGGGAGAAGAUGAUGAUGUGGAGGAGGGAGAGAGGGGUGAUCAUGGUCGACCCAAAAAACGGGCCCACAGCUUGAACCGUUAUGCAGGUUCCGAUGGAGAGCGAGAGGAGCUGUUGGUUAUUGAUGGUGGUCCAUAUGGCACAGGGCAGAGGCGAGUUGGUAGGAGCCACUCUGUAAGAGCACAGUCUGGAGGUGACAAGAAUGUUAAUCGCAGUCAGUCGUUUGCAGUACGUCCCAGAAAAAAGGGUCCCCCACCACCACCGCCAAAACGUUCCAGUUCUGCCAUCUCUGGAACCAACCUUGGGGAUGGAUUGUCUGCCGAGGAUGCGGGAGGAGAGGGCUACCGGGAACAAAGGAGAGCAAGUGACUUUGGUGGUAUAGUGGACACUGGAAGUGCUGGCAGUGUAAAGAGCAUUGCUGCUAUGCUGGAAUUGUCAUCCAUCGGUGGUGGCCCAAGGGCGCUCACUGGUCCGAGGCCAAGAGGAUCUGAUGGCUACUCUGUUCACCUCCUACCUCAUCCGGGCAGCCCUGAACUUCAUCGAUUCCCAGGCACUGUGGCUGGUGUCAAACACCGUGAAGCCAUCGGUCUGGAUGGAGAGGUGGUUAAUCGAAGGCGAACCAUCAGUGGACCUGUGACUGAAUUAGUUGCGGCAGCUCGGAGAGAGCGGCAAGAGCAGUCAAGGCCACCAGACUCCCCACGCAGUCCUUCCGACGUGAUGCCCUUUGCAGAAGAGCGUAAGCCGACUAUUAAACACCGCCCACGGCCAUCACGGACAGAGCAUGUAGACUCAGAGUCUGCCAAACACACAGACUUGAACCCUGUGGAGUCCAGCGUGACUUUGAAGCGUCGUGUGAGAGCCAGACAAGGCCAUUCUGGAGAUGUAAAAUUCCUGCUGACAGAAUCAGACACAGUCAAGCGGAGGCCGAAGCCUCGAGACAAGGAAGGAGGACCAGGGGUGGAGCCUCUGGCUGUGUAUCAGAAUGGAAUGGGCACUGUAAAGCGCCGCCCCUUUUCAGAGAUGAGUGUGGGAGGUGCAGGGCGACAGGACAGCACAGAGCAUAUACAGACUCCAGAACGCAGCAUUAAGCCUCCUGUCUCACCAAAGCCAACCAUUAUACAUCCUGGUGGAAAGGGCCCGCCACAGUCCAUAUCCACACCCACAAAGAAGGCCCCAGUGCCAAGCCCUGGAGGAGAAGUAAAGAAGGUAAUGGGGACACCUCCUCCUGUCUCCCCCAAACCUACUCCUCCCCCAAUAGCCCCCAAACCCCCCAAACCUCAUGCCAUCAUUCAGUCCUCUAGUGCCAGCUCAACUCCAGCCCCUUCUCCUGUCAAGCAACCAAACCACAUCAAACCUUCCAGCACUCCCCCAUCCCUGUGCUCCAGCCCCGCUAAGCCCCUGACUCCGGGUCACCCUCUACAGGUUCCCAUCAAGCCCCCGAGACUGUCCAUCACCAGCUCUUCCUUAGAGGGAGGGAGUAACGAGGCGGCACAGCAGAAGCUGGAGGAGACCAGUGCGUCACUGGCUGCAGCUCUGCAAGCUGUGGAGGAGAAGAUCAAACAGGAAGAUUCACACAAAGAUUCCUUGGAGGAGAAGAGCACAGUCAGUAUUCUGGAUGACAUUGGCAGCAUGUUUGAUGACCUUGCAGACCAGCUGGAUGCCAUGUUGGAGUGAAAUUGCAGUGUUUGUGCGUGUGGUGGUCUCCUCAAGGCAAGGUCCCACAGACUGCUUCUUGCCUCUUCCCAUGUUGCUGGUUCCUGUACAGACCAUCCACCUUCUCCUAGGACCCUUCCGAGUCCGGUUCCCCCCUGACCGCCCCGCAACAUAUGCCUAACCUUAGCACAAACAAGCAAUGUUGAAUACCUCAGGAUUGUGCUCAAUCGGGGCAGCAUGGAAGGAGGCCAAGCAAGAGGUGGCAUCAGCCACUGGGCUCGGCCGUUCCAGCAUCAGGAUCAGUUCCAGAAUGCACUUGCAGAGCAGAUCCCGGUCACAACCUGGAUUGAGAUGACCGCAGUCUGUUGAUGGAUGACUAGGUAUACUGCAAAGCACUAUGAGAGAAUGGAUACUGUCCAGCAGUGAAACAGCACGCAUCCUGCCAUCUACUUCAAUUUCACACCGCCAACCUAUGGUGAAUCCUUCCCAUUUUGUAUUUCUUGUUUUUUCGUCUUGUUGCAAUUGCUGUUAUUAAUCAAUGUAAGAAAGGGAUAUGAACUCACCUCAUCAAGAAACUUUAAGUGGCUGUCAAAUGACCCAACUCUGCGCUGCCCUAUAUUUUAGAAGCCACAGAUUUCUGCAGUUGCCGUGAGUUUUUGCAUUGUAAGGUGCCAUGGAAUUUGUCAGGAGCUGGUUAUACAGUCUUGGGCCAUGUUGUCAGCUGGUGGCCAACACUCUAGUGAUCUUCAAGCUUCCCCACCAAACUAGAUUAAACAAAACUUUAUUACCUAAACAUUAAAGUACCCUUUCCCUGGUGAGCUAAAUAGCGGAGCAUGCAAAACUCAUCUCAUGAACUUUCUAAAAUAUUCUAAGCGGUCUUCUGUUCCCUAGCAGAUAGGAAUAUGCCCACAUUUUAAUGUCUUUUGUUAACCAGAAACCUUAUCACCUUUUCUAUAUGAACUUGAAGUUCGCUCUGGAUCAAGUGUUAAAUAUUUAGGGGAAACACUUAAAGUCCUCUAGUAAGCACUUACUGUUCCCUAUUGGCAACGCCUUACAAAAUGUACUUUGCUUUCCCUAUUAGUUGACUUCAAGGUCAUUCAAGAAAGAACAUAAUUCUCUAUUCAAAAUGAACAAGUGCAUUCCAUUAUUGCUGGGAAAUUAAAGAAGUUUAUUCCAUUACCAUUGGAAAAUAUAAGCUAAUGCCAAAUGUAUUACCUUGGAGACAAAGUGAUGUUGGAAUUCUAAGUACAGUUGGUUCCCCAUGGCUCUUCCAUUUUCAAACCACCAUUCAAUGGAACAAUUGGCCGGAACGUGAUAGAACAACUGGGAUCUUGUCCAAGGUAACAAAGGUCCUACCUAAAUCUCCAAACUUCCUGAUGAACUGAAGACUAUACUGAAAGCACAGAAAGUAGAAUUUAGUAGUAGAAAUCCUGAAAAUGACUGACAGGGAGAAGAAAAAAAAUAUCUAAUAAUUGGAUCCCUUUAUUUAUUUUUUUGAUAUGUGAAAGUCACAAAGAGACUGAUUGACAUGAAUUUACCCAGCCUAUAGGGAAACUGAAAUAGCACAAAUUCCAGACUUUUAAGGGCCUUUCUGCUGUUUUUUUUUUUAUAUUGUUAUUUUUACAUUUUUUUAUUAUUUAUUUAUGUUUUCUUUGAGUUGUAAAGGCUGUGCCUUGCCUCCACACAAUUAAUACUUGGAAGGGUCGAGGGGCAGAUGAUAUGUGUACUGGGUCGCAAUUUGGGCUUUGUAGAUUAUUUAAGAACGCAGUCUUGGAACGAUGAG